GUCCAUUUGUAUCCAUCAACGGCCCAAAAUCCUCCAUUAUACACGCACGGAUCGAACUGCCCUCUCCCUCAACAAGCUCUGCCCGCAUAAAUACGUCCGUUAAGCCCUCUCCGUCUUCAUUCGCAAUUUCCGAGCAUCCAUUUCUCCGAUUGCAGGGUUUCAAGCUCGAGAAAGUUUCAGGCGCGCCGAGAUAAUGUCGGGUCGUGGAAAGGGAGGCAAGGGAUUAGGAAAGGGAGGUGCAAAGAGGCACCGCAAGGUCCUUCGUGAUAACAUUCAGGGGAUUACGAAGCCGGCGAUCCGGCGUUUGGCUAGAAGAGGGGGCGUGAAGCGUAUCAGCGGUCUGAUCUACGAGGAGACUCGUGGUGUCCUCAAGAUCUUCCUCGAGAAUGUUAUUCGCGAUGCAGUCACCUACACUGAGCAUGCGCGCCGGAAGACUGUCACGGCCAUGGAUGUCGUCUACGCUCUCAAGAGGCAGGGCAGGACCCUCUAUGGAUUUGGUGGUUAGGGUUCCGGCAUCGAAAGUCUUGCUGUCAAGAAAAUAUAAGAGAAAAAUACUAAAAAAUGGAUAGCAGAAUGGCGUAUUCGGAGAUGGGUUUGUAUUUUGGGGUUUUGUUUUUCCUGUCUUUUGACCACAGUUUCUUGUAAUUUCUUUAUGCUUUUGUUAAUGGUACUUCUGUAAUCCAAACGUCUAGGACGCUCAGUGAAAUUAAAUUCAGUGAAA
This is a messenger RNA of Malania oleifera, 721 nucleotides long. RefSeq names its product histone H4. Gene Ontology annotation, molecular function: protein heterodimerization activity; DNA binding; structural constituent of chromatin. The transcript has 2 exons. NCBI's taxonomy places the organism in Eukaryota, Viridiplantae, Streptophyta, Magnoliopsida, Santalales, Ximeniaceae. The record is from RefSeq and is a predicted model, not a curated record. Gene Ontology annotation, cellular component: nucleosome. Gene Ontology annotation, biological process: nucleosome assembly. The coding region runs from base 194 to 505 and encodes 103 amino acids.